Molecule: messenger RNA, 2403 nt
Organism: Exophiala spinifera
Lineage: Eukaryota; Fungi; Ascomycota; Eurotiomycetes; Chaetothyriales; Herpotrichiellaceae
Exons: 2
Coding region: 1-2403 (800 amino acids)
Biological process (GO): peroxisome fission; mitochondrial fission
Cellular component (GO): mitochondrion; microtubule; peroxisome
Molecular function (GO): GTP binding; microtubule binding; GTPase activity
Source: RefSeq, a predicted model, not a curated record
AUGACCACCCUCGGCGAUGACCUUCUCCGAACCGUCAACAAGCUCCAAGACCUGGUCUUCAAUACCAUUGGCAAUGACUCUCUCGAUCUUCCGCAGAUAGUCGUCGUCGGCUCCCAGUCCUCGGGUAAAUCUUCUGUUCUCGAAAAUAUCGUUGGACGGGACUUUCUCCCUCGGGGAAGUGGCAUUGUCACACGUCGCCCUUUGAUUCUACAGCUCAUUAAUAUUCCUCCUGAUGAAGACAGCGACGCUAACAACGACGAGGUCCAUGUUCCGCACUCUGCUGCCAGCGUGGCCGAGCACGGAGAAUGGGCAGAAUUUCACCAUAUACCAGGUCGCAAGUUCUCGAACUUCAAUCAAGUCCGUGCUGAGAUCGAGAACGAGACAGCUAGAAUAGCUGGCAACAACAAGGGCAUCAACAGACAGCCCAUCAACCUCAAGAUCUUCUCUCCACAUGUCCUCAAUUUGACACUGGUCGAUCUGCCCGGUUUGACCAAAGUUCCUAUCGGUGAUCAGCCUACAGACAUCGAAAAGCAGACGAGAACCCUGAUCUCCGAAUACAUCGCCAAACCAAACAGCAUCAUUCUUGCUGUCUCCCCUGCGAACGUCGACAUCGUGAAUUCCGAAGCCCUUAAGCUCGCGCGACAUGUUGACCCAAUGGGAAGAAGGACAAUUGGUGUCCUGACAAAAUUGGAUCUUAUGGAUCAUGGUACAAACGCCUUGGAUAUUCUGUCUGGUCGCGUGUAUCCGCUAAAAUUGGGCUUCAUUGGUGUUGUGAAUCGAUCACAACAAGAUAUUCAAACCAACAAACCAAUGUCCGAAGCCCUGAGGUCCGAAGCGGAAUUCUUCAGGCAUCACCCUGCAUACCGAAACAUGGCGACGCGGUGUGGAACACAGUACCUUGCAAAGACGCUAAACACCACCCUGAUGGCCCACAUUCGAGACAGACUUCCUGACAUCAAGGCAAGACUAAAUACACUGAUGGGCCAGACGCAACAAGAGCUUGCAAGCUACGGCAGCAAGCAAUUUGCAGGAAAAGAACAUCGCGGUUCAUUGAUUCUGCAGCUGAUGACUCGCUUCGCCAAUGCCUUCAUCUCGUCCAUUGACGGCACGUCAUCAGAAAUUUCGACAAAAGAGCUUUGUGGUGGUGCUCGGAUAUAUUACAUCUUCAACUCGGUUUUUGGAAAUUCGCUGGAAACUAUUGAUCCUACCCAUAAUCUCUCCGUCUUAGACAUUCGGACGGCAAUCCGAAACUCUACCGGUCCCCGACCAAGUUUGUUUGUUCCUGAACUGGCAUUUGACCUUUUGGUGAAGCCUCAGAUCAAACUCUUGGAGAUUCCUAGUCAACGAUGCGUCGAGUUGGUUUACGAAGAGUUGAUCAAGAUUUGCCAUACUUGUGGAUCAACGGAACUUUCAAGAUUUCCAAAACUACAAGGCAAGCUUAUCGAGGUUGUCUCGGAUCUUCUCCGAGAACGUCUUGGCCCUGCCUCGAGCUACGUCGAAUCUCUGAUUGCAAUUCAGCGAGCAUAUAUCAACACCAAUCAUCCUAAUUUCCUUGGAGCUGCAGCAGCCAUGUCCUCUGUCAUACAGAAUAAGAAUGAAAAGGAUAAGAGAGCGGCCCAAGCAGAGGAACGACGAAAACGUGACAAGCAGCGAAUGAAGCAGCUUGGCGGCGUCAAUGGCACAGCCACCCCGGACGAUGAGGAGGCCGAGCAAGACGACAAAGCAACCGCUCUGCCUGUUCGCAAGCAUCCUGCCAUGAGCCGAAGUAUGUCUCCAGCCGUGGCACGAGAACGAGAAAAUGGCUUUGGCAGCAUAUCUGCUGCCGCAGGAGGCACUGGUGGCGCUCGAGACUCUUUCCUAAACUACUUUUUCGGUAAAGAAAAUGGUCUGCAAUCGGGCCUACCCUCAAUGCCACCAACGAACUCAUCUGCUACUUCGAGACAUGUCAGCCACAAUGUGGAACCGAGCUUCAGUCAGAGUAUCCGACGAUCUGAUAGGGGCAGCUUCACCGAUCGAUCACCUGCUUUCCCCCCUCCCAUGAAUGAUGAAUAUGCACAAUCAGAGUAUGGCGAAUCGACGUCACUAUUCCCCGAACAGUCGGCAGAACCGGUCCUGACUGAUCGAGAAGCAUUGGAAACCGAACUCAUCCGCCGCCUCAUUAGCUCUUACUUCAACAUCGUCCGUGAGACGAUUGCAGACCAGGUUCCCAAGGCCAUCAUGCAUCUGCUCGUCAACCAUAGCAGGGACGAAGUUCAGAAUCGCCUGGUGAGCGAGCUGUACAAGGAAGAACUGUUUGGGGAGCUAUUAUAUGAGGAUGAUGGCAUCAAGAAAGAAAGAGAGAAGUGCGAGAAGUUGUUGGCUACGUAUAAAGAGGCAGCCAAGAUUGUGGGUGAGGUCCUAUAG